AUGGAGUUAGUGGGUUUAGAUGAUGUCGAAGUAGAUGAUACCGAGACUGUAGAUAAUAUUGUGGAAGGUUUAGCAACACCGACAAUUGGGAUAUAUUUUGAGACAAUUGAAGAAGCACGGAAGUACUACGAACGUUAUGGUCAAGAAAAUGGAUUUUGGAUUCGUACUCGGGCUUCAGGCAAAGGACGAAACCGGUCGAAUGAAGUCACUAAGGUGAUAUUUGUUUGCAGAAAAGAAGGAAAGUAUGUUGCGAGAAAUCAGCAGGAGCGUAUCGUGGAAGUGAAUGAUGAGACAGUCGGAGAAGAGAAAGUGAUAUCAAAGAAAAGAGUUAAAAGUUGUUCAACCGUUAAAUGUGGAUGCGAGGCUCAUAUGCGGAUUAUGCUUGACAAAUGGAAUUACAAAUGGAAAGUAACAGGUUUUAAUGAACGUCACAACCACCAACUAGUGACUCCAUCUAAAAGGAUGAAAAUGAAGUCAAAUUGA
Messenger RNA from Rhododendron vialii, 483 nucleotides. Its product is annotated as protein FAR1-RELATED SEQUENCE 11-like. Lineage: Eukaryota; Viridiplantae; Streptophyta; Magnoliopsida; Ericales; Ericaceae. Bases 1 to 483 code for a protein of 160 amino acids. The transcript has a single exon. The record is from RefSeq and is a predicted model, not a curated record.